This is a messenger RNA of Onychostoma macrolepis, 1743 nucleotides long. RefSeq names its product hypoxanthine phosphoribosyltransferase 1, like (gene hprt1l). Gene Ontology annotation, biological process: purine ribonucleoside salvage; IMP salvage; GMP salvage. Gene Ontology annotation, molecular function: magnesium ion binding; hypoxanthine phosphoribosyltransferase activity. Lineage: Eukaryota; Metazoa; Chordata; Actinopteri; Cypriniformes; Cyprinidae. The record is from RefSeq and is a predicted model, not a curated record. Bases 627 to 1274 code for a protein of 215 amino acids. The transcript has 9 exons.
UUUAAUCUUUUCAUUGUUGUUGUUUCUUCCAGGCUUUGGCAAUACUGUAUUUUUCUUUUUCUCUUUUUUUCACAGUCAGGCCAAUAUAAAAAAAUAAAAUAAACUGGAAUUUCCUGAUUAUAUUACCUAAAACGUGUAAUGUAAUGGAUUGCGCUACUAGCUACUACAGUUGUCAUGCAAUUUGUAAUCAGUGACGGAGUUAGUACACAGUGUGUGUAUCUCAUCGCGCGCACAAGAAAGAGGUCGGUGGCUUUGGAUAAAAGCGUCUGCUAAAUGACUAAAUGUAACGCACACACACAUAUAUUUGCCAGUGACUCUUAUCAGUCAGUCCACACUCUCUGAUAUGCGCCGCCUGAUCAUCACCCGUCACGAGCGCAUCAAACCCGCCCAGCAGGAGCUGACAGACGCGCGCUGCUCGGUGUCUGCGGUGGAAGCACAGGUUGUCGAGGGUCAAUCAGAUUAUUGGGUAAAAUAGAUUGUGACGUCAGGGUUUAGGAAGCGCCGCGUCGAGUUCACGCAGAGCACGAGCGCUUUCCCCGGACGCGAAAGGACCGAGCCGCUCUCCUCCCGCAGACAGACGCCAGCAUGAGUCCACCGACACCGACCUGAAGGACACACACCGCAGGAUGGCCUCGUAUCUGGAGAUAGCUGAUGACAGCAAAGGGCACGAACUGAGUCUUUUCUGUGUGCCGAAACACUACGAGGAGGACUUGGACAGUGUCAUAAUACCCAAUGGCCUCAUUAAGGACAGGACUGAAAGGUUGGCCAGAGAUAUCGUUCGGGACAUGGGCGGGCAUCAUAUCGUGGCCCUUUGCGUUCUGAAAGGAGGGUAUAAGUUCUUUGCGGACCUGAUGGAUUACAUCAAGACGUUGAAUCAAAACAGCGAUAAGUCUGUGCCACUGACUGUGGAUUUCAUUAGGCUAAAGAGCUACUCGAAUGAUCAGUCUACAAACUGUGUGAAGGUUAUCGGUGGAGAUGAAUUAUCUGCCCUUGCUGGCAAAAAUGUGCUGAUUGUAGAGGAUAUUGUAGAGACGGGAAGAACUAUGGAAACGCUGCUCAAACUAUUAAAUGAAUGUCAUCCUAAAAUGGUGAAAGUUGUCAGUUUACUUGUGAAAAGGACACCCAGGAGCUCAGGAUACCGUCCAGACUAUAUUGGAUUUGAAGUUCCUGACAAGUUCCUAGUGGGAUAUGCUUUAGACUACAAUGAAUAUUUCAGGGAUUUGAGUCAUAUCUGUAUUUUAAGUGACAGUGCGAAAGAGAAAUAUAAAGUAUGAUAUGACACCUAAGUGCUGGACGCAUGAAGACAAAGAUCACUGUGAACUUGUUUUGUUUUUUGUUAUUGUAAAAUUAUUUUUCAACAUGCCAUCUGAAAUGAAUAAUGAACUCAUGAAACAUGGAUUCCCAAAGAUAAAUGAGAGUGAAAAUGUCCUGUGUUAUAAUUAAUCUCAUUUUAAUUGUCAUUACUGGUGAAGAUUAUAGGCAUAGUUGCCCCUUUUUUUGAUUGUUUGAAACGAGGCCUUAGAUUAAUUGAUUUUAUGUUCACGCAAGUCCAUUUGGCUAAAUCAAAUUUGGAUUUAGAGCUCAGAGAUUGCAAAGUUAAUCGCUGUUAGCUAGUUAUGGUUAUUUAUUAUAUAUUAUCUAGAUACCGACUCCAGAUUAUAUCCACACACCGAAUGCCAUGAAGGCUUUGGUAUUGAAAUGGAGGUUUUUGUUCACCACAAUAAAACUACACUGACAAUGUUA